Molecule: messenger RNA, 2906 nt
Organism: Bufo bufo (common toad)
Lineage: Eukaryota; Metazoa; Chordata; Amphibia; Anura; Bufonidae
Product: peroxisomal N(1)-acetyl-spermine/spermidine oxidase-like
Exons: 7
Coding region: 7-1602 (531 amino acids)
Molecular function (GO): polyamine oxidase activity
Source: RefSeq, a predicted model, not a curated record
CGCAUCAUGUGCUGCUGUCAGCUCCUCCUCCUUGUCCUCCUGUCCCCUGGGGCGCUGGGUGACAACAGCCUCGGCUCUGUAGACGACGGACAGCAAACUAUGGGUCCUCAGGGUCCAGUGGUGGUCAUUAUCGGCGCGGGAAUCUCUGGUGUCGCAGCUGCAGGGAAGCUACACAAACAUGGCUUCCGACGUAUACAAGUCCUAGAGGCUACUGGGAGAACCGGAGGCCGGAUCCGCACAGAGCGAUUCGCAAAAGGCCUGGUUGAAAUUGGCGCACAAUGGAUUCAUGGACCGUCUCCGGGCAACCCAGUCUUCCAGCUGGCAUCUCAGUUUGGCCUUUUAGGACCAGAUGCCUUGCUUGAGGAGAAUCAAAAAAUUAACUCAGAUGGCCAUCCCCCUUCCAUCCCAGUUGCAUACAGUAGUUCAGGAAGAAAGAUCGACCCAGAAGUGAUGACCAACGUUACAGAGUUGUAUAACACAUGGCUGGCACAAACACACAAUUUCACCAAUGGUGAUUGUGAUCCUGAAGGUAGUGUGGGAAAAUUUAUCAGAGAAAAGAUUGUCCACAGCUCACAAGAAUGGGACAGAGAACAAGUUGAAAUGAAUAUGGCUAUCUUGAGGGGGUUGCUCAAUAUAGAAUGCUGUGUAACUGCAGCCCAUAGUAUGGACCAGGUGGCACUCUGCCCUUUUGGGGAAUACACAAUGCUUCCAGGACUUGAUUGCACCUUUCCUAAAGGAUUUGAAAGUCUUGUGAACCACAUGAAGGCACCACUUCCAAGUGGCACUGUAUUACUGAACAAAGCAGUAAAGAGCAUUCACUGGAAUGGAUCCUUUCCUGGCAGCAACUCUCAUGUGUAUCCUGUGCAAGUGCAGUGUGAAGAUGGUGACAGCUUUGUGGCAGAUCACGUCAUUGUCACUGUUCCUCUAGGAUUCCUGAAGAAACGAUCAGUGGAGUUCUUCAGCCCUCCUCUUCCACCAAGCAAAAUGCAGGCUAUUAAGAAUUUGGGAUUUGGAACUAAUAAUAAAAUUGUGUUGGAAUUUGAAAAACCCUUUUGGGACUCAAACACUACUGUGAUCCAGAUCGUGUGGGAAGGUGAAUCUCCUCUUACUGAACCAAAGAAAGACCUGAAGCAGAAUUGGAUGAAAAAACUUUCGGUAUUUGUUGUCCUGGAGCCACCUGAACAGAUGGGGCAUGUGCUCUGUGGAUUCAUGGCUGGAGAGCAGUCUGAAUAUAUGGAAACAUUAACAGAUGAAGAAAUUUUAUCGGCAAUGACUGAUCUUUUCAGAAAAUUCACAGGAAAUCCUGAACUGCCUCCACCAAUCAGCAUGGUGCGUUCUCAGUGGCAUAGCCAGCCAUACACUGGUGGCUCUUACAGUUACGUAGCAGUGGGCAGCUCUGGUAUUGAUGUGGACAAUCUAGCAGAACCGCUACCUACAGAUAAAGUUCUCAAGCCGUUGCAGGUUCUUUUUGCUGGAGAAGCCACAGAAAGAAACUUCUAUUCGACAACACAUGGAGCUCUUAUGUCUGGUUGGAGGGAAGCACAGCGCUUGAUUGACAGAUAUAUAGAUCUUGGGGCCAAUGUUAGCAAAGCAAAGCUUUAAAAAUACAGUCAUCUGUAAAACUGCUCCAAUAUUUUUAUGAUUUACAUAAAAGAAAAAAAUUACUACAAUACUUAUACUAGAUAAUUUAAAGUGAUUAUCCCAUGAACAACAUUUAUCACGUAUCCACAGGAUAGGUCACAAAUGUAUGGUCCUUGUUGCCCUACCACAGGACCCCACAAUCACUAGAACAGGGGUCUUGAACCCCAUUCCGGAGACAAUUGAAUGAAGUGGUGUUCCAUGACACCCCAUUUAUUCUCUCAGAGAUAGUUGAUCAUUGUACAUGACUAUGUCCCUCAGUCCCAUAGACUUCGAAUGGAGAGGCAAUGUUCAUGAGUGACUACUGCUCCAUUUAGGCUAGGACUACACAGCGAUACUGUUCACAGCCAGGAUGGCAGAUUAGCGGCGAGCCCAUGGAAAAGAAUGUGAUCGAGAGCAAGUUGCAAAAAAUCUGUGGGUUCACCGCUAGCCUUAAAGAGUCACUGCACUUUCACACAAUUUCAUUACAUUUAAUAGAGAAUAGUGUAAAUAGAACAUUUCUAAAUUGCUUAAUUUAAAAAAAUCUGCCUGUAUCCACCUGAAAAAAAAGCUGUAAAGUUAUGGCCACUAAGGGGUCUCACUUCCACCUAAGUUGCAGUCAUUGUCAGGCAAGAUCCAUCCUUAGUAACAGACACAGAAGAUGGUAGAGAGUAAGUGGCAUGUCAGAGCUAGCUGGGAUCCCAAAAUAACUAUUUCUUCACUGCUUUUGAAGAUUACAGGAGCGUCCUCCUUACUGUAAGGCUCCAUUCACACAGCUUUGUCCGUUUUGCAGACUACAAACCGUGGAUCCGAAAUACAUGGACACCGGCCCUUCCGUGUACUUUCGGGUCCAUGCAGCCACGCCACAAAAGAUAGAACAAUGUCCUAUCUUUCACCACAUCAUGCGGAUCACAGACCCAUUGGAGUCAGUGGAUCCACACAGCAAUAAGGGGUGCACACAGCCAGUGUCCACGAUUUUCUGUCAGCAAAAUGGACACAGUCAUGUGAAUGGGACCUAAGUGUGAUCUCCCUAUCCUUAUCUGUUCUGUGAGCUCUUGAGCUGAAAACAUAGUGGGAAGUAAGGUAAAGGCUGUCACAGCAGUACAGUCCUGGCAGAUACAACAGGGGGAAACGCCCCUGCUUGUGAGAGAAAUGCAUCUAACUGUUCAGCUGAAGAGAGGAAUAAUUAGGCUGAAAAACACAUUAGAGAAGGCCAAAAAAAUACCUAUUAUUUCACAAUUAUGAUUAAACAGAGAUUAAAAAAUUUUUUUUUUUGUAAGCACAGGUAU